Messenger RNA from Trichomonas vaginalis G3, 321 nucleotides. RefSeq lists its product as uncharacterized. NCBI's taxonomy places the organism in Eukaryota, Parabasalia, Trichomonadida, Trichomonadidae. The coding region runs from base 1 to 321 and encodes 106 amino acids. The transcript has a single exon. The record is from RefSeq and is a predicted model, not a curated record.
AUGUGGUUGCUCCAUAACAUUCGCCAAUUGUUAAAUGUUCGCACUUUCUGCAUUAUUGAAUUCAUCGCGUUCCAUGUGGAAUCCAUCAUCGGAGCACUUGAUGCCGAUAAGCAUACUUUCUGGACAAGUAUCUCCUCAUCUUAUAUACACCGGUGGAGUAGCAUCAACGCCUGUGCAUCUAACAGAUUGUUUAACAGUCUUGCUAUCAUGAUCGUACAUGAUUAUAUCCCUUCUUCCAAUUCUAGACAAGGCUCAUGUGGUCUGUCGCCUGAACUCGUGUGUCUCCAGUGUGUGUGUCUGGCCGUGAACAUUCGUAGAUAA